GGGGCUUCUCCGAUUUUCUCUUAUCAAGAUUUUUUCUCGCCCAUUCCACGUGGCCAGCGUCGCACAGUCAAACACGAGCAGCAGGGGGUCAAUUUCGGGCGAGAGCAGCUAUAAAGUUGUAAAAAAUGAUUGAUAUGAGCUGAAUUUGCAACCACAAUUGCGUGCUUUCACAUACAGUGUUACAUAAUGAGUGAAAAAGCUUUCAAAGAGACCCGCAUCGAAUGCCGAUCUGAUCUCCAAUUUUCGGCACUGGACCCGUAGGGCCAUUGGGGUCUCAGACCUCUUCAAUCGACGCCCUACCGCAACAUGCCCAGAGCUUCUUUCUUUAUUAAUCCCAGCCAUCCUCCACAGAGCUCGAGGAGUCAUCCUGCAGUUUCACACCCUCAACCUGCACCAUGACCAGCCCCUCCACGCGGAGCGCCUCGAGCUCAACAACCACACAGCUCGACCAACCCGCCCCCGAUUUCGUCUCGGAGAAGAAAAUCGACACCACGCAAGAAAUCGAAUACCUCUACCUCGACUUUGACACCCCCCUCCCAACACCCUGGAUCACAGCACCCCCGGGCCCCGGGCAAUCCGCCGCACCAGACGCGCCCAACCUCGAAAAAUACACAUCCCCCUUCCUCUGGCCGAAAUGGCGCAAGUCGAUGAUGACUUGGAUCUCGUGCGCUGUCACCGCGCUGGCGGGGUACUCGGCCGGCGAAAUCACCCCAGCAUCGGGCCCUCUGACCGAGGAAUGGGACAUCAGCGCCGUCGUGUAUAACCUAGGAAUCACGCUCUUCUGCAUCGGCUUCGCGCUGGCGCCGAUGGUUCUCGCCCCGUUCUCGGAAAUCAACGGCCGGCGCCCGAUCUUCGUCGCGAGUGGGGUUCUCUUCGUCGCAAUGAUCGUCGCCUGUGGUGGGACGAGGCUAUUCUCCGGGUUCCUGGUUGCGCGGUUCUUUCAGGGUGUCGGGGCGUCGACGUUUUCGACCAUGGUUGGCGGCGUCAUUAGCGAUAUCUACCAUGCUGAAGAUCGGAACACGCCCAUGGCGCUGUUUGCGGGUGCGGCGUUGUUCGGUACGGGGCUCGCGCCGCUGCUGUCGAGUGCUAUAGUACAGCAUACCUCGUGGCGGUGGAUUUACUGGUCUCAUGCGAUGGUCUCGGGUGUGUUUGUGGUUAUUAUUUUCUUCUUCUUCAAGGAGACGCGCGGGAGUGUGCUUCUCAGUCGUAAGGCGCAUGCGUUGAACAAAUACUAUGAGCAGCUCGAGGCCGCGGGACACAUCGGUGUGUUGACUGGAGAGAGCUCUGAUCUGCGACGGAUCAGGUGGAAGGUCAAGAGCGAUGAGCAGCGCGAGUCGCUUGUGCAGAUGAUUUCCAUCUCGCUGUACCGUCCUUUCCACAUGCUCAUCACCGAACCCGUCGUCUUCUUCUUCUCCCUCUGGGUCUCCUUCAGCUGGGCAGUCCUCUACCUGCAAUUCGGGUCGAUCCCACUCGUCUUUGAAACGAACCACAACUUUAAUACCGAAGAGACCGGCGCCGUCUUUACCUCAAUGUGCAUCGGCGCCCUCGCAAUCACCCUAAUAAGCAUCUACCAAGAGAAAAUCGCCAACCACUUCAACCUCCUCCCCUCCUCCCCCGAAGCCCGUCUCUACUUUGUCUGCUUCGAAUCAAUGCUCAUGCCCAUCGGCCUCUUCUGGUUCGGCUGGACAAGUUCCAGCAGCAUCCACUGGAUCUCGCCGACAAUCGCCAUCGCCUUCGCAACAAUGGGCAUCUUCUCCGUCUACCUCGCCGUCUUCAACUAUCUCGCCGACACGUACCACCGGUACGCGAGCUCCGCGAUCGCCGCGCAGAGCUGCUGCCGGAAUCUGCUCGGCGGAGUCUUUCCGCUUGUCACGCAUGCCAUGUUUAACAACCUGGGCUUUCCCGAGGCGAGUUCGCUCCUCGGGGCGAUUGGCGCCGUGCUGUGUCUUGUGCCCUGGGUGCUCUUCGCCUACGGCGAGAGGAUCAGGGCGCGGAGUCGGAUGGCGAGUGAGCUUGCCAAGUAGAGGAUCCUUUGUUCCUCAGGAUGCCUUUUGCCUCGUUUUGGUGGUGGUAACUGGGUUUGGAGUGAACAUUAUGUGAGGCGACAUGUGCUUCGCUGACGCACAUUUACGGGAAAAGUGGGAUUGCAUAAUCGGUACUAUUGUUGCCUAGCAUAGCAUUUUCGGUUCGGUGGUUACGGUUGCAUUAUAGAACGCUGUGCUUUUUAUUCUUAUCGUGCCCCCUCUCGGUUUGAGGGUAGGUUUAAUCCUAGUAUAAUCAUAUACAUAAUCAUGAAAAGUUUCUGAUUCCAAACUCGGGUCUUCCUC
Molecule: messenger RNA, 2327 nt
Organism: Aspergillus calidoustus
Lineage: Eukaryota; Fungi; Ascomycota; Eurotiomycetes; Eurotiales; Aspergillaceae
Source: the annotation of a GenBank genome assembly